Messenger RNA from Girardinichthys multiradiatus, 2146 nucleotides. RefSeq names its product calsequestrin-1-like. Gene Ontology annotation, molecular function: calcium ion binding. Gene Ontology annotation, cellular component: sarcoplasmic reticulum lumen. The coding region runs from base 146 to 1636 and encodes 496 amino acids. The record is from RefSeq and is a predicted model, not a curated record. Gene Ontology annotation, biological process: regulation of skeletal muscle contraction by regulation of release of sequestered calcium ion. The transcript has 11 exons. Lineage: Eukaryota; Metazoa; Chordata; Actinopteri; Cyprinodontiformes; Goodeidae.
AGACCUUCUCUUCUGGAGCCAUAGGGGACAGACAUCGGACUUACUUUCCCAUUAGCGGAAUACCUAAACGAUUUUAAGUAUAUUCCGGUCUCCUUAAUCCCCUCAUUGAAAAGGCUUUGAGUUGUUUGUGCUGCUAACAAUCACCAUGAAGUGGGGCUGGGUGUUUUUAGGGUUCUCCUUUCUCUCUUUGGGGACUCUGUCUUUGGGGGAGAAGGGCUUGGAGAUCCCUGAGUAUGACGGCAAAGACCGCAUCCAUACCCUCACUGCCAAGAACUAUAAGUCCAUCAUGAAGAAGUACGAUGUGAUGGUGAUCUACUACCACAGAAAUGUGGAUGGGAAUCGAAGCGCCAUGAAGCAGCAUCAGAUGGAGGAGCUGGCUUUGGAGCUUGCAGCCCAGGUUCUAGAUGAAUUCGAAGAUGAGGACAUCGGAUUCGGACUGGUGGAUGAAAAGAAGGCCUCUGCUGUUGCCAAGAAGCUAGGUCUAGAUGAAGUCGAUAGCAUCUAUAUCUUUGCAGACAAUGAGAUAAUUGAGUACGAUGGGGAGCUGGCUGCAGACACCCUUGUUGAGUUCCUAUAUGAUGUGAUUGAAGAACCUGUGGAGAUCAUCGACAACGACCGAGAGCUGAAGGGUUUCUACAACAUGGAUGAUGUCAUCAAACUGGUUGGGUACUUUAAGAGCGAGAGAUCCCAGCAUUUCAUAGAGUACGAUGAUGCAGCUGAAGAGUUUCACCCUUUUGUCAAAUUCUUCGCAACAUUUGACCCCAAGAUUGCUAAAAAGCUAAAACUAAAUCUGAACGAAGUGGAUUUCUAUGAACCCUUCAUGGACGAACCCGUAACUAUUCCAGGAAAGCCUUACAUUGAGUCUGAGCUUGUUGAAUACAUCGAACAGCACGACAGACCUACUUUGAGGAAGCUCCAACCUCACAGCAUGUAUGAGAUCUGGGAAGAUGAUAUUAAUGGAGAGCACAUAGUUGCUUUUGCUGAAGAGGAUGAUCCAGAUGGUUUUGAAUUUCUGGAAAUCCUGAAGGAAGUAGCACGUGACAACACUGACGACCCCAACCUCAGCAUCAUUUGGAUCGACCCAGACAAUUUCCCCCUGCUGGUACCAUACUGGGAGAGAACGUUUGGUAUCGACCUAUCGUCUCCUCAGAUUGGUGUCGUCGAUGUAAAGGACGCUGACAGCGUGUGGAUGGAAAUGGAUGAUCAGGACGACAUGCCGACAGCUGAUGAGCUGGAACACUGGAUUGAGGAUGUUCUGUCUGGAAAGAUUGAUCCUGAUGAUGAUGAUGACAAGGAUGAUGAUGAUGACGAAGAUGAUGAUGAUGACGAUGAUGAUGAUGACGAUGACGAAGAUGAUGAUGAUGACGAUGAUAAUGAUGACGAAGAUGAUGAUGAUGACGAUGAUGAAGAUGAUGAUGACGAUGACGAAGAUGACGAUGACAAAGAUGAUGAUGACGAAGAUGAUGAUGAUGACGAAGAUGAUGAUGACGAAGAUGAUGAUGAUGACGAAGAUGAUGAUGACGAAGAUGAUGAUGAUGACGAAGAUGAUGAUGACGAAGAUGAUGACGAUGAUGAAGAUGAUGAUGACAAUGACGAAGAUGAUGAUGAUGACGAUGAUGAUGACGAUGAUGAAUAAUUGUUUGUCUUUUCCGUCACUUUGCCAUUAUUGGAGAUACACCAAAGUAUUUCCAUUAAUAUAAAACAUCUUGCAGCAAAAAGAUUCGUCUUUUUGUUUCAUGCAUGUUUUCCCAUACUGGGCUGUUGUAAUGACCCGAUGGGAAACACUGUCACUUAGGAAGGAGGCUUCCAGUAAAACAAGAGGAUUUUCUCAUGGAAGGCUUGGAGGGUUCACAUUUAAGAUAACAAUGGUAUAUGUCCUUUUUUAUUGCCAAUCUCCCACUUCUGGACAAUAAAUGUCAAUAAAUGUAAAAUCAGUCAGAAACAAACUUCUUAAAGGGUUCAGUAUUCCAUUUAUCCGUUUCUCAUUUUCUUAAGUUUACUAUUACCUUGUUCCACUGAUAAUGAAAACAAACUCAUUAUUGUUACAGCUUGAAAUUAAGAAAUACAAUUUCACUGGACAGUCUUAAAAUCAAUAAAUCAAUCUUGAAAAAUGUAUGUUGUGGGCAAUAAACUUGAGAUCAUUUUC